Talaromyces rugulosus is the source of this 1404-nucleotide messenger RNA. RefSeq lists its product as uncharacterized. Lineage: Eukaryota; Fungi; Ascomycota; Eurotiomycetes; Eurotiales; Trichocomaceae. The record is from RefSeq and is a predicted model, not a curated record. Bases 1 to 1404 code for a protein of 467 amino acids. The transcript has 2 exons.
AUGUCCACCCAGACCGGCCUUGUCUCUCCAGCUCUCAAUUUUCAUCCCAACUUUUACUCCAGUCUCCAUCCUGCCAAAGGUCUGGGUGAGCUGAGCUUCAUGGGCUCCAUGGCUCAUCAGCAGCUGGAAAUCUCGAGAAAGUCCUCCCAUCGCAACUUUCUUCACCCCAGCAAGACUCACACCCUGUUUAGAAUCAACUCAAAAUCCUGGUACGACGAAAAUUACAGCCCCACCGACAAGCAAGGACAGAGCUUCUACGGCAUAUCAGGGGGCCAGGAGGGCGCCUGGGAAACGGUUUACACCACAUCGGGCCUUGUGCUUGGAGUGGCCAAGACCUUUGUGGCUCUUUGUAACAAUUUUCGAGUCGAUCUCCUUAUACCUGCAGCCAACAUUCUCAGUUAUAUUGAAAAGGCCGAAAUGCUACUACAAAGCGGCUCCGUCAUUGAUUUCGUCUUUGCAGUCGAAGAUCUUUACUUUAGCUUGUUUGCUCGGCUCGAGAUUGAGAUCGCCUUCCUUCACUUUUGCAUUUCCUUCGGUAUGAAAGGCAGCAGGAUACGCCGCAGGACAGACCAUGCUUUGCCAGAACCCAGCCACGUCUACACCAUCUUGACCGCGUGCAAGGAGAUUCUGAACGACAAAAAUGUUUGCUCAGGAUUUGAUGCACGUUUGGUUGACUACCACCAACGUCGCUUUGUUGAGGAGAUGACCCGCAAGUAUCAAGUCGAUGGAACACUGCCCCCCGACGCAACUGGCUAUCGUGCCCAUGUCGAAGAAGCCAUCCAAAAUCCCAGCUCGUACACAUAUCAACAGUGGCGCCAAGAUUUCCCAGAGCUACGGUCUCUACCUAUCGACAUUCUAGCUUUUCUUUCCGAGAAGUACCUGCCAAUAUACCCUCGCACCAUUUCCAAAAACAGCCAGAUGAAGUUCAACCUCCCGUUUGUCAGCCCCGAAGCUGCGAACCCAGCCAUGUGGGAAAAGGACAUGAUUCGCGCUCAUCGUCUUUGCGCCCUGGCCCAACUUGAGGGAAAGGCAGUAGGGGAGCUCCGCCGAGAGGAGGAACCAUUCAACGUGCUUCGGUAUGCGAGUGAACAAAAGUGCGUCUGCCUUGAAAUCUGUACCUGCUCCAAGUCGUGCAGCAAGUCCGGCAGCACACUCUGCCCUUGCUCUUCUCGCUGGGUACGAGGCAUCAUGAUCCAUCGUCCUGAGUACGAGAUAAGUUAUCCUGACAAGAGCACCAUCAUGGGAGAACUUGCCUACGAGUCGCUUGCAUGCCUCAAACGCGACGAGCCUGAGGAAGUAAUGUGUCGAGAGCUUUACGGCAGUAUCAACGUCAUCAGAACAGAGAUGGCGAAGCAGCGCUCUGCCUACCAGACCGAAGAAGUUGACAUUAUGCUGAUAUCUUGA